AUGAGUCUCGUCAGCUUCUUCUUCACCCUCGGCCUGCUGCCUCUUGUCACCCCAGAUUGUCCCCGCCCUUGCCGUUGUGCCGCCAACAUCAUUGACUGCAUGUCAACCGAUCUCAGCGACGACAUGAUCCCCCUCUCCUUUUCCUCCUCAACCACCAAGCUCUAUCUCAACAACAACUACCUGACCUUCAUCCCCAAAGGCCUCUUUGACAACCUGCACCACCUCCAGGCUGUCUACCUGCGGGGGAACCCUUGGGAAUGCACCUGCCACAUUCUCUACCUGCGCUCCUGGCUGCAGUGGCAAGAGAAUCGCACUCUGUAUCGCGACGUGGUGUGUUCCAGCCCCGCCCACCUUCAAGGUCGGAUUAUCACCUACCUGUCCGAAGACGAGAUCCUCUCUACCUGCCAGUCCUGGUACUGCGGCGUGGCUCUGGUGGCCCAGAUCUGCCUCUUCGUCUUCCUCCUGGUGCAGGCCAUCUUGCUCCUCCUUGUGGUUUUCUACAUCUGCCGGUUCCAGCGGAUAGCCAAGGAAGCCAGGAGGACAAUGGUGGAGUUUUAUGAGAAUACGGAUCCGUGGGAAAACGCUCGUAAGAGCAGCCUUGACUGAUGU
This is a messenger RNA of Protobothrops mucrosquamatus (brown spotted pit viper), 609 nucleotides long. Its product is annotated as platelet glycoprotein Ib beta chain-like. NCBI's taxonomy places the organism in Eukaryota, Metazoa, Chordata, Lepidosauria, Squamata, Viperidae. The coding region runs from base 1 to 606 and encodes 201 amino acids. The transcript has a single exon. The record is from RefSeq and is a predicted model, not a curated record.